CGCCGAUGCUUGCGGCUGGAGCUCCCGCGAGUUUUCCCCGGUGGCCCUCGCCUCGCUCCGCCUCCUCCCUCUCCCCAGGUCCUAGCCUCCCCUCUGCCUUUUCCACAUGCACACAGGCUGGUCCUCCGGGUGUGCAUGCCCUGCUAGAGACGAACGAUAGCUGCAAGCAGUGCUCUCCUCCAGCACCCCCGAGUAGUGGGCUGGCAAAGGCACCGUAUAAUUAGCAGGCCUUGGAAAAUGGGAGAUGGACCAGGAGUUGGAAUUUAUACAAGAACUUUUGGGAUGGACCGGUAUGCAGAUGUGUUAGAGGGUGAAGUGGACCACUCUUUCUUUGAUAGUGAUUUUGAGGAAGAGCCAAAGAAAGAAGAAAACCCUGUUGUAGCCAAUGGCAAAGAACAUAGUGAGCUCAUAAAAAAAGGAGGUAUACAGAUCGCCAAAUCAGACUCAGAAUCAGAAACGAAACUGAAGCAGGAACACAGUGCUGAGAAUGAAAGUGAAGAGAAAAAGAGAGAGUCACCAAAGGAACAUUCCAUAAAUGGUGGCACUGACCAUAGUGGGAAUACUUCAUCACAGUCAGUUUCUUUAAGUUCAGAAAAUGCAAGUACGUCUGGUAGAAAUUCUGCGCUAAGUAGAAUACGCGUAAACAUUCCAGCUGGGAUCCCCAAAAUAGUUAGAGAAGGUGAGGAGGAUUAUUAUACAGAUGAAGAAGACAGUAGUGAUGAUGGCAGAAAACAAAGGGUUAGACCUAAAUCAGUUAAGCAAUCCAGUAACAUGAAGAAAGUUAACAAAAAGUAUACCAAUAUUAGCUCCUCAUCAUCCUCUUCCUCCUCCUCAAGUUCAGAUACAGAUGGUUCAGAUAUAGAUUCUGAUAGCUGCAUAUCAGAUUCAUCACACUCUUCCUCAAAGAGAAGUAUAUGUAACGUGGCUCUUCUAUCUCCAAGACAAAAAUUGAGGCCGGGAAUAAAGUCAGUGGAAGUAAAACCAAAGCUUAGUGAAUACACAGAGGAGUCUGAAGAUACAGUGACUGAUGUAACACCUCUGUCAACACCAGACAUCAGUCCUAUCCAGUCUUUUGAACUUGCAGCAUCAAAUGAUAAGAAACUGAAAGUAAAAAGACAAGAAAAUGUGAGCCAAGAUUUACAGGAUGCUGAGUUUGAACGCAGACAUAAUCAAAAGGUCUUGCAUGAUGCUGUGGACCUGAAUCAGCUUUUGAAAGCUUUUCUACAUUUGGAGAAAAAGGAACAGCAACAACUCGUCAUUGAUCAGCCUACUUCAGGGUCAAGGAAAAAUUACUCUUUCACAAAUGAGGAAGUAAGACAAAUUGAUAGGGAAAACCAAAGGCUCUUAAAAGAAUUGUCCAGACAAUCUACAAAGCCAAGGAGCAAAAGUGCCACUCUGAAGAAACCUGCUGGCCUGCCACCUAAGUUGUACCAUAGUGCUCUCAACAGGCAAAAGGAGCAGCAAAGGAUUGAAAGAGAGAAUCUGGCUCUUCUAAAGAGACUGGAAGCAGUGAAACCAACAGUUGGUAUGAAGCGUUCUGAACAGCUCAUGGACUAUCAGCGUCAUAUGGGUUAUCUCAGUUCUUCACCGUCCACAAGACGAGGAAAGUCUGCUCUAAGCCAGCUUAGCUCUUCAAGAGGAGCGUCAAGAGCAUCUAGUGCGUCCAGUACAGUCAGUCAUAGGACUGAGAGACCAGUUUCUGAUGCAUCUAGUGGGGCGUUACGGAGACCAAAGCCCACUAAUGUUCAUGCUGCUUGGUUAUAAAUUGUUUGUACUUUGCCCAGAGUUCUUACUUGAUCGCCAGACUUAUAUUUCUAUUGCUUUUGUAGAUUAUCUCUGUGCAAGAAUAUUGUCAUCGUUGUUUGCUGAUUAAAGUGCACUGCUGUGUGGUGUAAUUUCUUGUAAAUUGAUUUUAAAUGGACAAUUUCACUUUAAUCAGUGUUUCCUGAGAGAGGAUGCAUUUAUAAAAGAGAGAGGUGAAAACUGAAAUAGCAAAUUAUUUUUAUUUGCAAAGCACAAAUGACGUUCACACUUGUGAGGGAUGGAAAUGCUGCGCUUUGGUUCCAAGAUGUAAAAGUUUAAGUUUUUAAUUAAAUCUUUAAUUUGCAAUAAACUUUCAAGUAUGUGCUUAGUUUGUAAAUGGUCCUCACUUUUCAUCCUUGUUUGAUCUUCAGAACUUCUAGAUCAUGCAAUAAUGGCUCAAAGUGUUUUCUUUUUAUUACAGUUUGUGGAAAUGUUUUUGAUAAAAAGUAGAUCUAUAUGUUUUGUUUUUCUUAUUGAUGCAGGAAGAGGGUAUAUAAACAUCUGAUUGUUGUGCAGAAUAGUGGAGGAAAUCUACCUUGUAGCAGCAACAAAGCCAUUCUGGUUCCACAGCAGUAGCACUUCCUUUCGUGUGAGUGAGCUAAAAUGUUG
This is a messenger RNA of Chelonoidis abingdonii (Abingdon island giant tortoise), 2412 nucleotides long. RefSeq names its product cilia and flagella associated protein 97 (gene CFAP97). Gene Ontology annotation, biological process: spermatogenesis. Lineage: Eukaryota; Metazoa; Chordata; Testudines; Testudinidae. The record is from RefSeq and is a predicted model, not a curated record.